CCAUUUUUAAAAUCCGCCUCUUGUCUCUGAUUGGUCAGUUUUCCUGUCAGUCUUUCUCCUGCCGGGGCCAGUCAUUUGCAGGUGCAGAGGCUCAGAGUUGGAGCUGCUGCUGUAGACGAGGAAGGAGGAGAAAAAAACGCUCACAAUAAGAUGGCGUCUGCAAAUGCCACAUACGGACAAAAGGAGUCCUCAGACCAGAACUUUGAUUACAUGUUUAAGAUCCUAAUCAUUGGCAACAGCAGUGUUGGAAAGACCUCCUUCCUUUUCCGCUACGCAGAUGACUCAUUCACCCCAGCCUUUGUCAGCACAGUGGGCAUUGACUUCAAGGUCAAGACCAUCUACAGGAACGACAAAAGGAUAAAGCUGCAGAUCUGGGACACUGCUGGCCAAGAGCGCUACAGGACAAUCACCACGGCGUAUUACAGGGGAGCCAUGGGCUUCAUCCUCAUGUAUGACAUCACCAAUGAGGAAUCUUUCAAUGCUGUGCAGGACUGGUCGACCCAGAUCAAGACAUACUCGUGGGAUAAUGCUCAGGUGCUGCUGGUGGGAAACAAGUGUGACAUGGAGGAUGAAAGAGUCGUGGCUCCAGAGAGGGGCCGGCAGCUGUCGGAGCAGCUGGGUUUUGAGUACUUUGAAGCCAGUGCCAAAGACAACAUUAACGUGAAGCAGACGUUUGAGCGCCUGGUGGACAUCAUCUGUGAGAGGAUGACAGAGAGUCUGGACAACAAUGACCCAGCUGUAACCGGAACCAAACAGGGGCCACAGCUCAGUGAACAGCCUCAGAGGACCAGUCAGGAUUGUGCUUGUUAAACACCACCAAAAUGCAAAUAUAGGUAAUCUCACACAGACUGCUCUCUUAAAAACACACACACACAUAGCUGUUUUUUUUAUGUCCCUCCUGCUUUUAUUAUACACUUAGACCAGAAAAUCAAACACACUAACACUGCCAUACAUAGUCACACACCCUGAGCGCUAUCAUCCUCCACCCCUCUCACUUCAUCAUGAGUACACAAGCCUGUUUUGACCUGAGGUGGAGGAGAUAUUUGAGAGUGGUAUUGUCAGAGGAGUGAAGAGCGGCUAACAAACAUUCCCGAGUUUCUGUGUCGUCUUGGCUUCAUGAUUAUAGCUUAAUUUCUGUUUUUAUGUCAGUGAUUGGGUGUAACUGGUUGUGAAGGGAGAACUCUUCCUCUUCCUCCAGGGCUUAGUCACUAAUGCCUCGUACAGUAAUUAAAAUGGUUGCUGUUGUUUGACCCCUUUUUUCAUUGAUAAUAAUACUGUUGCUGUGGAUAGAGUUGAUGUUUUUUGUUGUCUGUUCUAGGCACGUCAAAUCUCUCCUGUAUCCCAGUGAUCCAUUUUUAACUGAAUAUGGUCCAGACCAGGUGUGUCCAAAAUAUCUGUGGGUUUAACAUAUCACACCUUUUUCAAGGUCCACAAAUCCCUACUACAGAAAAAGAUAAUUUAACUGAAUGUUGACCAAGUUAUUCUGCUGCCAAGGGUCACAUCCCAGCUGUUAAAGAUCUCUACCUGUCAGUGCAGCUCUUUGGACUAUAUUGUUUUCUAUGUACGUGCUCAAAAUAUAACGACAAGGUCAAAGGAACAUUAAGUGGUUCCUUGAUUUUAAGAAGAUUUAUAGAUUCCACUGUGUGUGUGUGUGUGUGUUAACUAAGUAACUGUUAAAGUAUAGUGCCAAUGUACUGGUAGUGGAAUCAGUUGCUUUGUAUUUACAAUAAUAUUUUGAGCAUAAACAAGGGUUCUGAUACUAACCCCCUAAGAGUGAGUCUCUGGACCAGCUGGACUGUGCUAGUAAGCAGUGGAAUAACCCAGUCUAUGUUCUACUAAGCUGUUUUAUUAAUUACCACCUGAACUUGGUGAACAUUAACAACAGCAAGUCACCAAAUAUCCCUAUAUUUAGGCCCUCGUUAGUAACAGUGAUUUCUAGUUUAUGCCACAUAAUAGUUCAAGGUUAAAAAACUGUUUUAUAUUUAAGGAGCUGCAUCAUAUUUAGAGCUGCUAGUUUUUUUUAUUGCUAUUAUUACCUUUACUUUUUGUUACUGUUUUACAGACAAAAACUUUAUGAAAGGCAGAGAUGUCUUUCACCACGUGGCUAAGGGUGUAUAAAUGUGAUACAGUGGACAGCUGUGCAUUUUUAAAUUGCACAUAUAUUAACAAAUGCAUAUAAAAAAAAUAAUAUAAUACAAUUUUUGACCUAGAGACACUGGAUCCCAACCUGUGUCUUAGUGACAGGUGCAUGUUGUUUGUGUGUUGACCAGUGCUGGUUGACUGGUGUGUGUGUGUGAGAGAGAGAGAGAGAUGUCAAUCUGUCAGACUGUUUCAGAACCAAGUGAGGCUCCAGGCCCUUCUGUUUUAAGGCCCUUAGUAUUAACUUUCUCUGACUGCAUUCACUUCACCAUGUGCUCACUAGAAAGGCAUAUGAUUGAGCGUGAACCCUGGUUAACCACAGAGCUGCAGUCUCCAUCAACCUCCAGAAAGUAUGAAACUUUGGAUAUUUCCGUCUUUAUUUUGGGGAGAGGGUUGAUGCUAUGGUUAAGGAUUCGUCUGAAAACAAAUGUAAUGAGGCAUGUGAAAAUAUUUUUAAGUUAUUUGAAAUCAGAAUUUAUUUAUUUUGUAUUAUUUAUACUUUUUGAAAUGUUUAGUUUGCUGCAGGAGUUUUUUUUUUUUAAAUUAAAACAAAGCAUAUCUCAGUCACCAGUACUUCUUUAUGGUUUCAUAAAAUAAUGAACCGGUUGAUAUUUUUUAUUUGUGAUGAGAACAUUCAAUUAGUCCUCCUUCAUGUCUCAUGAUUUCCCCCCUGAUUUUUGGAAAAUAUGUCAGUUGUUAAUCACAGAAGGACAGGCUCAGCUAACGCUGCUCUGGCCCGUGUGUGUGCAACCAGUGCACCUUUAACAAUGUUGCACCAGAACUUAUGCAUAACUACAUGUUGGAAGCACUACUAACUUGUCAUGUUACACAAGAGAAACAGCCCACUUCAAUGGCAGAGUUACUCUACUGCCAUCUACAAUUUUUUUUACUCCACCCUACAACAUUUUUUUUUUUAAUUUUAAGAAAAGGCUACAAACCAAAAUACAAACUACCCUACCAGUCUCUACAAAUUGUUUUUUCUAUCUUCUGUAUGAAUUUGUUUGUUUGUUGUUGUUUUUUUAUUUUAAUUUCAGCCUUUUAUAUGCUGGGUUUACAGUGAGCAAGACAUUUCAACGCUUCCUCAAGGGGGGAAAUGAAACAUUCCAGUUUGAAAGCUUCUUAUCAUGUCCACAAACUCUGGAGGGAAGUCUGUUUGUCUUUUAAUUCCAGUUAUGUAACUUUUUAAGACAUGGUGGUUUCAAAGGUCGACUGUUUUUGUAGAGCAAUAGCAGUUAUUUCUCCACACCCAAAUAUCAGUAUCAUACAACCCUGCUCAGGGUUCGUAACAUACUGUUCUGGACUGGACUGUUUGUGUGUGUGUGUGUGUGAAGGAAGUCCUAGUUGUUCUUUCCAAAGAGGUUUGAACUGAAGAGGAUGAGAAACAAAAAGUGGUUCGACACACAUUUGUACAGACUUUCCCUGAGAGACGUGGCUGGUGGUGCUCAGAAAAUGACAGAAUAUUUUGAACACUUAAACAUUAAAAAGUAACUUUUGCAUCAUUUCUCCCUAUCCCUUCUGUUAAUUUAUUUAGUUUAUUUCAUGCCGAAUCAGGAACAUGCAUCAAACCUCUCACAUUUUUCCUCCCUCUCUGUCAAAAAUAACCCCUGUAUAGGAAUUUGUCUGACCGUUGGGUAUUAGUUGUGUGAAUUGUGCUGUAAUUCUGUUUAUGUCACGUUUGCUAAAAUGAAGAUUCAAUAAAUGAACUCUAAAUACUGUCGAUUUCUUUGUUCAAUAUUUCUUGAACAGUGAGGACGUGAUGUCUCCAAAAUGGUUUGGACCUGAUUUUCUUUUUGUGCCCACUAGAGGGCACAAAAAUCCCCUGGUUUCUGCAUUUAGGAGUAGUUUGACCAUCUAUGGUUUGGUUCAACUAUUCUUCUGCUCUUACUCUGACCCCCAAAGUUUCAACUGUGUGUGAAAAAAAUGUGGUAAAACAAGCAUAGCUCCAUGCUCUGCAGUAAAAAAAAAAUGAAAAAAAGAACAUGUAUUUCUUAAAGUAAUGUAGUGACUUU
Cynoglossus semilaevis (tongue sole) is the source of this 4148-nucleotide messenger RNA. RefSeq names its product ras-related protein Rab-3A-like. The transcript has 5 exons. NCBI's taxonomy places the organism in Eukaryota, Metazoa, Chordata, Actinopteri, Pleuronectiformes, Cynoglossidae. Bases 151 to 810 code for a protein of 219 amino acids. The record is from RefSeq and is a predicted model, not a curated record. Gene Ontology annotation, molecular function: GTPase activity; GTP binding.